GACCCGCGCCGGAAGGAGCCGGCCGGGAGGCUGAGGCGCAUCCCGGGACCGGCCGGUGAUGGCGGUUCGGCCGCUGCGGGCGUGAGGCGAUCGCCUCCUUCCCGGCCCCUCCCCGCCGCCGGCGGGCCGCGCUGCAGCCCUUCCGCUCCCGCCGACAUGACCGAGGAGCCGUACGAGAAGUUCCUCGCCCCCGAGGAGCCGUGUCCGCUGCUCUCGCACCAGCACCCGCCGCGGGGCGGCAGCUUGAGCCUGAGCGACGAGGGCUGUCUGGACGUGAGCGAUUUCGGCUGCCAGCUCUCGUCCUGUCACCGCACCGACCCGCUGCACCGCUUCCACUCGAACAGGUGGAACUUGACAUCAUGUGGAACCAGCGUAGCCAGCUCAGAGUGCAGUGAGGAGCUGUUCUCAUCGGUUUCUGUUGGGGAUCAGGAUGACUGUUACUCUCUCUUGGAUGACCAGGAGUUCACCUCUUUUGAUUUGUUCCCGGAGGGUAGUGUGUGCAGUGAUGUCUCUUCUUCUAUCAGCACAUACUGGGAUUGGUCAGACAGUGAGUUUGAGUGGCAGUUGCCUGGCAGCGACAUUACAAGUGGGAGUGAUGUACUUUCUGAUGUUAUACCUAGUAUUCCAAGCUCUCCUUGUCUGCUUCCAAAAAAGAAAAACAAGCAUAGGAAUCUUGAUGAACUUCCAUGGAGUGCAAUGACAAAUGAUGAACAGGUUGAAUAUAUUGAAUAUUUGAGUCGCAAAGUCAGUACAGAGAUGGGCCUUCGAGAGCAACUUGAUAUUAUUAAAAUUAUUGAUCCUACUGCUCAGAUCUCGCCUACAGAUAGUGAAUUCAUUAUUGAAUUGAACUGUCUCACUGAUGAGAAACUGAAACAGGUGAGAAAUUAUAUCAAGGAACAUGGACCUCGUCAGCGGCCUGCGAGGGAAAGCUGGAAGAGGGGUAGCUACAGUUGUGCAAGUACCAGUGGUGUGAGCGGCGCCAGUGCCAGCAGCAGCAGUGCCAGCAUGGUCAGCUCAGCAAGCAGCAGUGGUUCUAGUGUUGCUAACUCCGCUUCAAACUCGAGUGCCAACAUGAGUCGAGCACACAGUGAUAGUAAUUUGUCCACAAGUGCUGCAGAAAGAAUCCGGGAUUCCAAAAAACGUUCCAAGCAACGGAAGCUACAGCAAAAGGCCUUACGCAAGAGACAGCUGAAAGAACAAAGACAAGCUCGUAAGGAAAGACUGAGUGGAUUAUUUCUUAAUGAAGAAGUGCUCUCUUUAAAAGUGACUGAGGAGGACCAUGAAGGAGAUGUGGAUGUUUUAAUGUGACAGGGGUGAAUUUAUCAGUGUUCUUUCUAAGCCUUAAAUGUAUUAUCCUUAUUGUUUACAUGUAUUUCUUGACCAAAUUUUGGUUAGUGUUAACAGUAAAAACCAGAUCUUUUCUCAAGUGUCAUUUUGCUAAGAAGGUCUAGGUAUUGAGAAACUUCAUUUUUGAGACUAAUUUUGCAACAAAGAUUUCAGAAACUUAUCUUCUGAAAAGCUGCUGAAUAGACAUGAUUUUAAGGGAAUUUGAACUUGGCUAAUGUGCUAACUUACUUGCAAGACGUAAGUCUAGGGGUGCUUUUGGAUGACACUAAAUAUGCAUUAUGCUUCAGCUUUCUGGUUUUGGUUUUUUUUUUUUUUUCCAACUUAGGGUUAAUAUUGCACUUGGCUUGUUCUGUUUUCCUUUCCCAUUAUUAGGAAGAUUGUUUAGCAUCUUAGGAAAAAGUCUUUAGUUUUACAGGGCUUUCUUUGGUCUUGCUCCUGGAUCAUACAAAAUCAAAGUACUGUGAUAAAGCCUUUUCUAGAAGUUGUGAUUUAACUCAAACUACACAGAAAACAAGAAGCAGGACUUCUAGUUCAGGGUAUCUGUAACGCAAUGCCUGGCAAUGCAGUUCUUUAGGAAACAAUUAAAAUUAAAAAUACCCAAACUUGCAAGCUUAGUCUUCAGGAAGUUAUUUUGCUGCUCAAUAUUUUGUAGUAUGAUUGUUACUGGUCGUUGGCCAGUAUCAUCCUUAGUAUUGCUAUGAAAAGAUUCAAAUUAAAACACCUUUUUGCACUGAAAGUGCACUAGUCUGCAGUUAAAUUGUCUAGGACACUACUUACAAUAGUUAAAAAUGCAACUGGAAACAAGUGCAAACAAGUGGCACACAACUUUGGUGGCAGCUGUGCUUUUUAAUUGUAUGUUUAGCUGAGAAUGUGUCUUCUCUGUGGGUUGUUACACUAUUACAUGUUAGAGAAUUCUCCUUUUGUGGUUUCUCUGCUUUUGGAAUUUCUCUUGCUAAGAACACAAGGUAAAAUUAUGGCUUUCAAGUAGGGAGGUAGAAUAGUUUUAACCUGUUUCCUAGUUGUGACAAUCUGCAGGGUGACUUUUGUCUUUAUCUUGGAACUACUUGUUACAGAACUUCUUCCCCCCACAGCUGACAUGAAAAUGAUACUUUGCAAUUUCAAUAUGAAACUUAAAAGAUUAUAAAAUAAUUUUCUAUUUCUGAGUUUAGGAGGUAAUUUUCCAUUAUCCUCAUGCUUUAUUACUUUCAUUUUGCUUCAUUUAUUCCUUUUCAUUUGCUCAUGUAAAUUCAGGAGUUUGGCAGUUUAGUGUAGGCACAGGUGCCUGUAAUUGCAGGAUAUAGCCCAAUCCUGCAGAAUCGCAUGAUUGAUUUUAUAUGGAACUGCUUACAUUCAUUCUGCAUGUCCUGCACGGACCUAUUAGCCCUGAGAGCUGAAGUAUUUUUUCCUUUCAGAAGUGGCAUUCCUUGUAUCCUCAGAAUAAACUGAUGAGUAAAAUACCUGAACAACAGCCUCUGAAAGGGCUUCAAUAAGAAAUAAAUGAGGUUCAUAGUCAAACUCAUGUGUGAACUUAGUCACUGCUGCGAGACACAGGUAUCCAGCCUUGGCCACUGACUGGUUAAAGCCAUGUAGUGUCAUUUCUAAACUCGAGCGUUAGUUAUCCUGUACAGCCAGUUACUUGUCCCAUAACUAGAAGUGACUGUUACCUGUCAGUAUUUGCUUAUACUGCAAACAAGCUUUACAAACCAACGGUAGCUGGUUGAUGCCUCCCUUCCUCCUGUAGGAACAGUACCAGAAACUUCUUAACAGUAUACAAGUUACUGACAGUCCAGAUCGAGUUACAUCUGUAGCUUCUUUUAAAUAUCUUGGGUGGAAAUAAAAAAUGAAUUGCUGUCAAUUCAGCUAAUUUUAGGGUGAAGUUAUUGAAUUCUUGCAAUUUACCAUGACUGUAAUGGAUGAAUUCAUCAUGGAAUAUUUCACUGUGUGUACACAGUUCAGGACAACCUUUAUUUUCUGCAGUGACUUUGAAAUGUGGUUGAUUUUUGGUGGUUUGGGGUUUUUUUUUUCCCCCUGAAGAAAAGUGCACAUUUAGUUCUGUAGAAAAUUGAGACUCUGAAAUGAAUUCUAAGAAAGGUGCGGUAUCUCAGGGUGGUGGGGCAUGAAACUGUGUAACUUUAUUCUGUUUCAGCAGCUCUUCAGAGUUUAAAAUCCCUCAGGCUUUGCUGAAAGAAGACCCCCUCAUUUUGCUGAGGUAUAGUUCUUUUUGGUCACCUGUCUACUAGCUUCCAGAGAUCAUGAAAUGAGGGAGGACAGUAUUCCCAGCUUUAUCUUGGUGUGAGCAUGUAAGUAUAAAGUAAUCCAAGUGAUUAGAUGGGUCCAGUUGCUCAUCUGCUACAUUGAAGGAAAAGGUCCUGGGUGCCCCAGUAGCUGAUUGUGUUGUAUCAUCUUCAGCUGGAUACUAUAGUCACUUGUGUGACAGUUAAAACUAUAGAAGAAAAUGGAUUUCCAGGGGUUCCAUGGCUAUAAUUUAUGUUCUGAUAAGAAUGCAGAAUAACACCUUGCUUACCUGAAUGUUGUUUUUGCCAAGUACUUGGCACCUCAGAGAAUCAGGCCUGAAGUAGCUGUGGGAUUCAGGAGUUCCUGCAUACUUCUACAUGUUUGGGUUUCUUUCCUUUUCUCAAAAAACCUGGUCUUGCUGAUUCAAGCAUUGUCCAUAUUGGUUAUUGCUUUGUUUUAUAGCAAGUUACCUACAGGUUAUUGGGUUCAGAUAGGUAAAGAAGAGUGACAGGCUGCUAAAAUCAUGCAUUCUUAUUAGUGCUUUUUUAAAAAGGAACCAAAUCUCUGCUUUUUAUUCGUAGAUAAAAAAUGUCAAAAUUAAAAGCAAAAUAAGAGGCAAACAGGAAAAACCUCAUAGUUGUAUGGCUCCAUGGUACUGAAGCUGUGUAUCCAGGUGCUUUGUACCCACUGUCGUAUGAAUGUAAUCAAUUUGCUCUCUGUAACGUUAACGGUUUGCUUCCAUGGUAACUUUUUCUCUAAAAAGGCUUAGAAGGAGCACUGACAGUCUGAUUGCAAUAGGACUGUAAACAAUAGAGAACAUUCUUUUCUAAUAUGAUUUUAAAUAUGAGGAAGAAAGCUAGCUGCCUGAUGAAGCUAAUUUGUGUGUAUGUAUCUAAUGUCACCCUUUGUCUCUGUUAAGAUAAUAUCUAUUUUUCUUUAUCUGGGAAACUGAUUAAAAGAUGGUUAUAGUAUGCUCGGUAUGGGGUGCUUACUAAGAAAAGCAAGAAAAGUCUUUGUAAGACUUUCCUGGGCUUAACUUUUAGUUCUCAUAUUGUGGUUUGAAACCUGUGAAGAUCAUUCUUCUGGGGAAAAACCAAACUGACCUGCUUGAAUUUACCAUUUACGUCGGAGUGCAUAUACAAUAUAGAAACAUAUAAAAAUGGCCAGUAUUUACUGUUCAUCUACGCUGAAAUGGCCUGAAGCCAUUUCUUUUCUUCUAACACUCUUUUCAGCUUUGAAAUCAAUUGGUGCAUUGGUCUAUAAAUAUUAAUAAACCUGACUGUUUUGGGGGCUCUUGAAGUUCAUUCUUA
Molecule: messenger RNA, 4892 nt
Organism: Strigops habroptila (Kakapo)
Lineage: Eukaryota; Metazoa; Chordata; Aves; Psittaciformes; Psittacidae
Gene: FAM199X
Product: family with sequence similarity 199, X-linked
Exons: 6
Coding region: 157-1308 (383 amino acids)
Source: RefSeq, a predicted model, not a curated record